AUGGCAGAUGCACAAGCAUUGAGAAAGUUGGAUAUGCUGAGGAGCCGCAGAAUCGCCGAGAUGCUGACAGAGCGGGCCAUGCUCCAAGAAGCGACGGAUGGUUUGCUCGUUGGCGCCCGACCGCUGUUGUGCAAGUACUCUCUCUCCCAGGAUGUUUGGAUGGAAGUAGCCAUGAAGCUCUUCGCCGUGGCGCUUGUGUCUUGUGUGUCCAUGUCGGACGCAUGGAAAUGGGCUAUUGCCUUUAGCCUGGGCAUGGCUGUGUUGGUUGGUGUCUCCCAGCCGUACAUGCAGCCGCAGGUGAGUCAGUUGCAGAGCUUCAGCUGUUUCUGCUUGGCCUUGUCUUCGGCUGCCUUCGUCUAUGACAAGUUUGCCUGGCUUACGCGCGUGGGGCUUCUGGCACCAGUUCUGCUGCUGCUGUGGCAGGUGCGCUGCCCGGACUGCGCCGAAGAGUCGGCCGAACGGCUCGUCCAGGAGCUGCUGACUGCGUUGCCGAAGCUCCAGCAAGGCGAGAGUCACGAAGUACAUGUCCAGUUGCUGCGGUUCUGA
Molecule: messenger RNA, 546 nt
Organism: Symbiodinium natans
Lineage: Eukaryota; Dinophyceae; Suessiales; Symbiodiniaceae
Source: the annotation of a GenBank genome assembly